GUACGUCACAGUUUCCGAAGAAGUGACGUGUGCAUGACAUUGUUUGCAAUUCCGCAAAUUACAUGUCUGGUGAUUUUCAAAAUAGUCAGUUGUGAAAUACUAUCAAGGAAUAUAACCGGCGUAUUUACAGUUGAUUUUAUAUUUUGUGGCAACAAACGUUAAUUGAAAAAUGUCUUUUACAUCGCCCAUGCCUAGUCGUGAGUUUCUCUGGGAUGUUUUUCAAAGAGUGGACAAAGACAGAUCUGGCGCAAUUACUGCGGAUGAAUUACAACAGGCUCUUUCAAAUGGAACCUGGACACCUUUUAAUCCAGAAACUGUUCGUUUGAUGAUUGGUAUGUUUGACAUUGACAAAAAUGAUCCUGCUUCCCCAGGUAUGUUUGAUAAAAAUCAAAAAGGAACUGUCAGUUUUGAGGAGUUUGGGGCUCUGUGGAAAUAUGUAACCGAUUGGCAAAAUUGCUUCCGGUCGUUUGAUCGGGAUAACAGUGGAAAUAUAGAUCGGAAUGAAUUGAAAACAGCACUUAUCAAUUUUGGAUAUCGACUAUCAGACCAAAUUAUAGAUACACUGAUACGUAAAUAUGAUCGUGCUGGCCGUGGAACUAUAUACUUUGAUGAUUUCAUACAAUGUUGCAUAGUUUUAUAUACACUAACUGCUGCUUUUAGACAAUUAGACACAGACCUGGAUGGUGUCAUUACAAUUCACUAUGAACAGUUCCUGGGAAUGGUAUUUAAUCUUAAAAUAUAAAACGUUUUUGUGUUUUGCUAGAAUUACUCUUGUCUAUCUUGGAGCUACAUUCUUUCUACCAAGAAAGUUAUAUGAAUUUUGUGAUGCCAACACUAAAUUUAAGAUCUUAUGCAUCUGUUUUCCAUGUACGUAUAAACUGUCUAGUAAUGUAAUUACAAAAACUCAAUCAAAUCUAAUAAUGGACAGUGAUAUCUCCCAUGUAUGAAGAUAUAAUAUAAUACGUUCAUAAGACAUUCCGUAAAGGCUUACGCAAAUAGCCAAGCUUAGGCAUGAUCUUUGUAUGAUUAUUUUGCCUUUAUACUCGAUUAUAGUUCAAAACAAAUAAGAUUAAUACAUGUUGCUUAAUUACUUAUUAGAAUGUUUACAAAGGAGCAAAUAUUUAAUCUAUAUGAUAUUAAAAAUAUAAACAUAUUUCGAUUAAAAAAUAAUUGAGUCCUUUUAUAAGUGAACAAUUUUUCAUAAAAUACGUUCUACUAUAUAGUCUACCACAUCUAUUAUACAAUAUACACUAAGUUCAUAAUUUUGUAUACUUUGUACAAUGAAAAAAAAAAACAUGUCAAUUAUAAGUACAUUGAAACUGAUACUACUCCUAUUUAAGUAUUCUUUAGUGGUUAUAUAAAUAUUGUAUACAUACUGUAUCUUCUAACUACAGUACAUCACUUAAAAAUAUAUUUACCGCUUGAGUGGUGGAGGUGGACACGAGAACUAUGUGAAUAGUGCCAAACGAGUGCUGCAAUAGGCCUACUUUUAAUUACAUGGAAAAUAGCGAAUAAAUUUAACUGUACAACCGUCUCGCAUCAGCUAUUUUCAAAUUUAAAGAGUCCAGAAUAAUGAAACAGAAGAAAUGUAAUCAAUGAACGCAGUUGCGUUUUUUCCAUUCAACGGUUAAAUAGUCCAUAAAUACAAUUAUACGCGUUCCUUUAAUUUGUGUACAAAAUUAUCUCUGUACUUUUCUAUUAUUAUUGAAUUGGUGAAAAUAAAUGAGCAUUUGCUUUAAAUG
Hylaeus volcanicus is the source of this 1742-nucleotide messenger RNA. RefSeq names its product programmed cell death protein 6 (gene Alg-2). NCBI's taxonomy places the organism in Eukaryota, Metazoa, Arthropoda, Insecta, Hymenoptera, Colletidae. Bases 170 to 742 code for a protein of 190 amino acids. The transcript has 4 exons. The record is from RefSeq and is a predicted model, not a curated record. Gene Ontology annotation, molecular function: calcium ion binding.